This is a messenger RNA of Venturia canescens, 1593 nucleotides long. RefSeq names its product palmitoyltransferase ZDHHC16. Gene Ontology annotation, biological process: protein palmitoylation. The transcript has 6 exons. Bases 87 to 1214 code for a protein of 375 amino acids. The record is from RefSeq and is a predicted model, not a curated record. NCBI's taxonomy places the organism in Eukaryota, Metazoa, Arthropoda, Insecta, Hymenoptera, Ichneumonidae. Gene Ontology annotation, cellular component: Golgi apparatus. Gene Ontology annotation, molecular function: palmitoyltransferase activity.
ACUUCUUAACGAUCGUUAGAAUUAUCCAAAGCUGUGAAAAUUCUAGUUCAUUUUUUUCUUACCUCUCGACGUGAUACUCCGGAAUAAUGACAAGAAUACAGUGGUCACUUCUCAGAGCACCGAAAGUACUCAGAUUUUCGGAGUACAGGUCCUAUUUCAAGGAAAAGUGGUCACGUCUCUCCAUCACUGUCAAAUCAUUGUUUUACAAUGAUUUUUUAAAUGUGGCAUACGCUUGUGAUAUACUCAUGGAACCAAUUUUCUGGUUUGUCGAGAAUUUCACAGCCUGUCUUGGACCUGUAUUCGUUGUUAUGGUAACAAUAUUGACAGCUGCAAUCGUCUGUAUCGCUUAUUGGAUAGGGCUGCCCUAUUGGUGGAAUAAAAGUCCCCCAGCAACUGUAAUUUUAUUAAUUAUUGGUAAUUGGUUACUGGCUAACGUUUGCUUCCAUUACUACAAAGGUGUGAAUGUGCCAGCUGGUUAUCCACCGCAAGGUGGACUUAUUCCUGAAGCAGUCAGUAUAUGUAAAAAGUGCAUAAAACCAAAACCUCCUAGAACUCAUCAUUGUUCAAUUUGUAACAAAUGCGUCCUUAAAAUGGACCAUCAUUGUCCGUGGUUGAACAACUGCGUGGGCCACUUCAAUCACAGACACUUCUUGCAGUACAUGGCUUUUACAGUACUAGGAAUAACGUUCAUUAUGAUUUUCGGCGUCGAGAUAGCAUAUCAAGAAUUUUUUCCUGCUAUUGAACCGGAUUUGGAUGGUCACCCAGUCCGCAUAAACAAUUCCCAGAUAAUUCCAUUGACAGAAUCGUUCGAGCACCUGAACGCCGAAGAAAUCGCUCAAAUAGCAAAACAGGCUGAGGAGACCAGAGAAAAAGAAUGGCGAAGACGAGUCAUAAUUUUUGCUGGAUUGAUUUGCGUUGGAACGUUCGCAGCUUUGGGCUCAUUGACUUGGUGGCACGCGGGUCUCAUAGCAAGGGGAGAGACGAGCAUCGAAGCACGGAUAAAUAGUACGGAAUCAGCAAAGUUUAAAGCAAUGGGGAGAACUUACGAAAAUCCUUAUGACUUUGGUCCGAGAGAAAAUUGGCGAAUUUUUCUGGGGCUACGUGGAAGGAGUUGGUGGCAUGUAUUAUUUCCGUCACCUCACGCACCAUUCGGCGAUGGGCUCACAUGGGAAACUAUACACGAUCGUAAAAUUCGAACGUACGAAUGGAGCUGAAAUGUAUAGAAAGAUCCAUAAAGUGGAUACUUCUAGUCAAUCAGUGUGUCAUCUCAAUCACUAUUUUAUCGUACGUUCCUUUCGUUCGCACUCUCCCAUAUCAGUCUACGAGUUCAAACAAAACGCUUAUCGACAUUUCGUGUUCUCUAGUCUCUCGAUGUUCAUCCUUCGAAUAAAAAUAGCACGUUUAACUCCCGACCACCAAAACUUACACUUGUAACAUCAAAAAUCAAUGUAUUUUGAAAUAUUUCCAAGUAUCUCCGUAUUAGUGCAUCGCACUACUGUUCACUCAUAUCCUGCGAGUGUAUACAUUUGUUAUCAUAAUUGUCGAUCAUGACGAAAAAUCUAAUAAAGAAAUACGAUUUUUAUACCUUUCAAA